AUGUUUCUGCCCACCUCCAGAAAUCGUCCUACCGCCAACGUCAGGUGCAUAGUUUGGAUAAUUUUGAGGUGCGACUCGUGUGCCUGCGCGCUUUGGACCUGUGGGGUGGUCUUGGGAGCCCCCCGAGGACGUGCUCUUGGCAUUGUUCUUGGGGUUUCUUGGGACGCUGGCACAGUAUAUUAUCUUGUUUGUAUGUCUGUCUGUCUCUCCGUCUUUUGGACCAGACCUGGACGCCCGAGCAUGAGUCGCCAAGGGCUGGCCACUUCCUGUGCUAGCAGCUCACCAAGCUCUUCCAGGCCGAAUGGAGGUGACUGUCGGACAGAAGCUGUCCUCGCUUGUAGCCAGCAGUGUUCGAAGGAGAGCACGCGAAGCAUGAAGGGCUUCCAUGAGGUCAAGACGACGUCGUGGACACCUGCCCAAAGCAAGAAGCAACUUCAGCAGGCGCAGCGUGUAGUAGAUCAAACCCUGCAGAUCUUGGCCAUGGGCGUUCCUGUUCGAGUUCCGCAAAAGGAUGCAGACUACAGGCUGGGUAUUUCGCAGGACUGCAAGACGCUGGAGCUGCACGUGGGAGCUGAGACAGGGCAGCGGCAGCAGAUACGCAUGCCUUUGAGCCAGGUUGUGGACAUCAGCUUUGGAGCGAGCCAAGACAGCCUCGUGCUGCGCUUCAGCGAUGUCUUGUGCAGGGAGGCAAUGGAGUUGAGCUUCUUGGAUGAGGAUCAGCGCUUGCAGGUGGCUUUGACACUGAAGGUGCUCAGAGCGAGGUUGCAGUGA
This is a messenger RNA of Symbiodinium necroappetens, 771 nucleotides long. Lineage: Eukaryota; Dinophyceae; Suessiales; Symbiodiniaceae. The record is from the annotation of a GenBank genome assembly.